Messenger RNA from Coniosporium apollinis CBS 100218, 819 nucleotides. RefSeq lists its product as uncharacterized. Gene Ontology annotation, molecular function: structural constituent of ribosome. The transcript is spliced from 3 exons. Gene Ontology annotation, cellular component: mitochondrial large ribosomal subunit; mitochondrial ribosome. Lineage: Eukaryota; Fungi; Ascomycota; Dothideomycetes. Gene Ontology annotation, biological process: mitochondrial translation. Bases 1 to 819 code for a protein of 272 amino acids. The record is from RefSeq and is a predicted model, not a curated record.
AUGAGUACGCCUUGUCUCGCCCGCAGACUCCGCCCCAGCUCCUGUCUCCAGACCGCAGAGCCGCUCUUCGGCUCCCUGGUUCCCUCUCUCCCGCCCAAGCGCGUUCAUCCAGUACCAUGCGUCUUGCGCUUCUCGACCUCCCAAAGCCAGCUCUACCCCCGGCGAGACCGCAAUAGCGAUCGCGGCGUGUCCGCUGUCCGGCGAACAGGGCUCCGGCCCCGGCAGACUCUAUCCGUCAAGAAGCUAGACCUCCCAACUCCAGUCCUUGACCCCUCGAAGAGAUCAAAACUGCAGGUGGAUGAGGAUCAUGGGCUCUGGCAGUUCUUCGGCACUGAGAGGAGGGCAAUGGCGCUGCCAGAAGAGGUUGGCGCACACGGUCGAGCAUGGACGGUGGAAGAGCUUAGGCACAAGGGUUGGGAUGAUCUCCACGCCCUUUGGUGGGUUUGCGCGAAGGAGCGCAACCGGAUCAAGACACAAACGUACGAAUUGCUUCGACUUCAAGGCGGGUAUGGCGAGUACGAGGCUGAACAACGAGACGAGACGAUCCGACACACACAAAGAGCCAUAAAGGCUGUUCUUACAGAGCGAUGGUAUGCCUGGCAAGAUGCGCGAAGAGUUGGAGUAAACGACCCAGAAGUGAACCUUGAUCCGGAUGAAGGCCCUGCCUACACGCCAACCGUUGGUUACGCGGAGGACGAGGAGGCAGAAGGUGGUGUGGCAGACAGUGCUAUUCUUGAGGAGAGCAGUGUAAAGGAUGCUUCCGCAGAUGAAACCAGCGCCGCACCUCGAGAAUUACCUAGAGGUGCUACACAGGCAUAG